AUGACCAUAAGACUGCCCUAUGACGAGGUCAGCAGAACGAAAUUUUCGCUGACGGUCGAUGUUCCGGGGCACUGCGACGACUGCGUUUUCGUGACAACCUUUCGUGAAGGCGGAUACUCACAGUUCUCCUGCAAGGUAUCCUUGCCUGCUGUCAGUUUGCUGUUUCGCAGAGAGGUAAACAUUAACCGGGUUUCAGUCCUUGGUCUGUAAACUUCUCCUACUUUGAUGGAAUUUUGUUAUUUUUGCAGAAACCCAUCUUUCCUACGUACACGAACCUGGAGGCAAUGAGAUUUGAACUGGUUAACAUCAGCGCAACUGCUCAAGUUAAUCUCGUUUUCGAGUCUAAAAAGUUUUCCGCCAUACACAUUACCAGACUCAUCUUCGUUGACCUCUAUGACCGACUUAAAAAGAAGGCAAUCGAAGGAAAUCAAAUAUCUUGCUGGAAAACUGCAGUCAUUUCAAAGGCCCAAGCAAUUUUUGACAGGGCAUAUUUACAAAACAGCAGGCUCAAGUGUUAUGCAUGAUAAUUCUUUAAAUCAACUACUCGACAGUUUUACGUUGCUGGCUUCUGUAGGUAUUGUCUUUGUUACAGAGGCGACAUUGAUGUGAGUGAGUUUACACUUUACUCCUUGAUCGGUUUCACCAACCGAAGUAUUGGAAAUAAAUACCUGGUCUCGCGAAGUUUUUUCUAUGGAUUUAAUUCAAGGUCAGAUCCUAUUACGCAGCCUUUCCUGAAACAGCCCAACUCUAGCCGCCUGUAUCACGGGAAUGGUGUUAAGAGGAGUUUUACGGACGGGGCCAUCGUAUACGGUGAGAAGGCGACCGCGGAAGUAGGCCAACAAAAUCGUAGAGUGGAGCACAACAGAACUUUGUAUGAGGUGAAAACUAACCGCUACGCACGAACGAAUGCGAGAAAUCAGAUCGGCCAGUCGCAAGCGCCAGCACAAGGUCAGGGCAUAGGUAGAGGUAGAGGUGUGCAGGAAAACCGCACAUAACGGAGACAUGGAUGCAACACUAUGGCAGUGCACAAGCAACGUAGACGGCAAAGCAGCUGAAAAUCAGCAAAUUUGAAAAGCACAAGGAAGGCGUGUCGCAGGCCAGAGGAUAUAAAAUUGUAAACCUGGCAUAACUGGGAUAGGUUGAUGGGGUAACAUUUGACAACGACAGUGCGCAGUGCGGAGGCGUGUGCUUAUGGUUAUUAUCGCAAAUAAAAAAGAUAAAUGAUGCUCUCCUUUUGACCCAAAAACUGUCGGAAGGCACUGCAGGAAUGAACCGCAAGUGGAUAAACCGACAAAGUUUGCCGAAUACAGGAGGGCCUUAACUCGCAAUAACCUGUUGAUUCAAUCUAAUCAUACCUACUGAAAGCAAAUCAGUAGGCCAUCGGUAUUAUAUCUUCAUGCCUGGCUGGAUAGUAGGAUCCUACUCAAUUUCAAUUGUCGGGAAGCUAGAUAGGUCGUGAAAAUGGCAUGCGAUUUCAGACGAGAUCUCUUGAACUUGCACCUGCUGAAAAGUUUUGUGUUUAAACCAUGACCCACACACGCUAACCAAAUUUCGCGGUUAAAAUCGAGGGUUCGAGUGAAGUCCACCUCCGGAUGACAUGAGUUUGAAUUAGAACUGUGUAUUAUGUUCUCAUGAACAGUUCGUGACCUAUCUAAUGAAAUGCCACUAACCGUGAACCUAAAUCGCUAUAGCGCACGAAACACCCAUCCCGCAUCCACGAAAGUUAUACUGCAUUAAAGAUGCGACCGAGCUUCAAAAUAAGGCACAGUUUGAUUUAUAAAGCAUUACUUAUUGACUAAAAAAUAAUUUAUCAUACGAAAAACUGCCAAAUCAAAAAACGACUCUAUAAAGUGUCAACUAUUCAAGGCAUAAUAUAACUGCCAGCAGAGAAGUUGCCAUACGGCGAGGGGGCACGGAGACUACCAAGUUGUCUAAGGUAGUUUGUUCUAUGUAAUUAUUCAGCACAAAUUCAAAUUUUGUUCCGUAGGAAGAUGUUUUUUUGCUUUGUCCCAGUUUAUUUUGACGAGUACAAAAGAUUUUCGAUGGGAUUUAGUUCCGGACUGCUGGCGAGGAUAAAACGCUUCGAAGGCCGCCGGCGGAGAGGCUGGCGGUGGUCUAAAAGAUAAGAUUAUAUACAUAAGCUGAACUGGAAUCAUAUUUCCUAUGAGCGGUGGGCAGGCGCACUAUCCUGCAACAUUACGUUAUCCAUUCGACAUCGAUAAAUGCCUUUGUAACCGAAGGCAUCCUUUACGAUGUCGAUGAACACAUUGCUAUUUAUCAUCUCCGCUGUUGAACGUUUGACCGGUCACCGUUCGAAUUUGAUGGCCAUCCAAACCACCAGGCGUCGACAGUUCUUGAAAUUUGGUAUUGCUAUUGUGUGUUGUCGGGGAAAGUUCUUUCUACAUACGACCACCUGGGUCGACUUCGGAGGCUUGUCUAAGCAUAAGACCUCAUCACUAAAGUAAAUGCUCUUCCAGAAGCAAAGUCUGUGAUCAAUAUAUUUUUGAGCAAACAAAAAAGGUUCUGUAAUAGGUUUUUUACUUGAGAAUGGCUUUGUCGUGGAGACCGAAAUCUUUCAUUCCUUUUCUAAUUAUGCGCAGAAAAGACACUGAAAUAUGUUCUCUGUAAACAGCCUUAAGUGGCAUAUAACGAUACUUUUUCAGUGUCCGACGAGUGAAAUCGUCGUCUUGCUUGCUUGUGGACCGUUUUGGACAACCUCUUGUUUUAUUAUUCAUAAUUCUCCAGAGAGUGGCCUGGCUGAUAUUAAAAAUGCUAGUCAACUACUUAAGCGGCAGCCCUUCGGCUGCCAAUUUUCGUAUUCGCUCAAAGCAACUUCCGAUUGGAACUGUUUCGAAACUUUGCUGCACGGCGUGGCAAAGAAAAGUGGCAGCAUCUAGCGCGCAAUCCAUAUAUACGUGUUUACGCCUACUAGUUCCUGGUGUAGUAAGACGAAUUCUGUCUAACAAGCCUAUUACUGUGUUUGACGAUAUAAAGCGUUGCAGUUUUGCCAAAUAGAAUUUAUAAAAAGCAAAUCGCUUUUUGGUUCACGAGAAUAAUGUGUUUUUACUUACUUGAGUUGAGCUGAUUUUCAUGAACUAAAAAUCACAAUUUGCCUUUCCAUAGUGCCCUUCUUUGAUAUUCUUCCUUGUUAUAUGAACGUUCCUUCAUAACGCAACGCGUGCAAAUAAGAGGUUUUAAUGGGGGAUACUUAUUAGAAUAGGAAAUUAAGAGGAUAUUCGGAGACGUCGAAAUUUGCCUAAUUUUGGUCCGUUUCUCCUCAAUAAUAGAGAACUGACAUGACUUACUCCUUAGAAAAGGGCUUUUUGAGAUUCCACUCAAUUCUAAAAACAAGAAUAACCACGCAAAAUUUAUGUCUUCCCACCAACUCAAAUACCGCUCUCAACAUUUCAUGAAUUAGGUCAUCUACUGUACCUUUGACGAUGAGCUGCAGCGAGAUUUGACAAGAUACUGCAAGUGAGAUGGUGUAUCCAGAAACUUCCUACAUCCCCUCCUUCCACCCCUCCACUUUCUAUAACCUUUUUCAUAGUUAAAAUAAUUUGUCCUUUCCUAUCCACCAUCAUUAGGAAGAGGCUUCUUUAGCACUUAGUACGAAAAGAAUUCAGAUACAUGCUAGCUGCGGCUUUUGCUGUCCAAUGCAAAACACAGCACGUGGUUACGAUAAACCUACAACUACUUCCAUGCGCUGGUACAAUAACGUUCUCGUGACUGGGAAGAUUAACCAGGCGGAACCCGUACGUCUAUGAUACAUGCCUCAAUUCACGACUAUGGUCUCUGUCGAUCGGUAAGUAAGUUAAGUUAGCAAGCAUGCUUUAACUUGAAAUCAUAUCGGGAGCUUUUAGCCAGAGAUUAUGGGGUCCCAGCACGACUAUUUAGCCCAUGGGUCGCUGUUUGCUACUGAAUUACCGCCUAGAUUAGGCAGUAUCAAGACUUGCACAUUAUGAAUUUGCAAAACGUGUUGUGGACCUUCUUGGUCCUUUCGUCCUCCUGCGAGGCCAAGCGUGCGUAAAAAACCGAUCCUCCUAUUUAAACGGACGUAGGCUCUCGAAUUUUCUGUUGGAAAACGACCGUGAACGCAAUGACCAUUUCGCUUAUAUUUGUGCAACGUUGGGUGUACUAUGUGGAGAAAAAAUAGAAAGGUUUUGGUGCGAUGAAUGAUCAGCAUUACGGAGUGAGUCAAUGAAAUAAAAAAAAAAUGGACGGCAUUUGAGUGCGAUAAACACACUCGAGCAAGUUAAGAGUGAUGGGAGGGAGCAAGGCUUGCGAGAAGGACUUGUGGGAAGAAUGGGAGGGAGGGUCACUGCAUUACAUGCUUUCCGCCUGUGCAUUUCGACGUUAGUCCGUGGAACGACUUCGCAUAUUGUUAGAUGGGGAGUCGCGAAACCGGAAGUCGUCAAAUUAGUUGAUACUUUGUAUCCGACGUUCGUAAGACGUAAACUGACUCGGGAGCGCCACAUGCAGCACCUAUCGAUGUACCGAAAACUCCAAAUUGCAGCAAUUUUCUGGCAUCAUAUGCAAAAGUACUUACAUGGGAUAGGAGGGAGGGCGUGGAACGUUUUGUUUACAGACAGGUUUUAUACUUCAGGUUUACAAGGAUGCCGAUUAUUACCAUUCAGACCGAGAUGAACCCGGAUGUCGGGUUGGCACGGCCUCCGUCCACGUCUCUAAUGGGCCAUCCCGACGACAAGUGUGAGGUUUAUCUGUUCAAAAAUCUCCGCAAAUGACAACAGCUGAAUUCUCGCAAAGCGCCGACACUCCGGUCGGCAAUAAACAAAAAUCACCAUCGCCAGCAAGAUGUUUACAGACAUGGGGUAGGGGUGGGAACGCCCUUAAAUCCAAUGACCUCAAUUAAGCUGCUAUUGCAGAGACCGCUUGCAUGCAACGCCGAUAUCUCACCUGGCUCAAAAUCCGUCAGCUGUCUUUCUCUGGAUAUUCAAAGAAGUGCAACAGCUGGUCGAUUUCCGAAGUAAUUAGACAUGUCGGUGCUGCGCUUCGGGUCGCGGAGGUGAACUAGUCGAAGGCACUCGACGACCUAGUCCAACCCUGUCCGCACAUAAUUCCCUCAUGUUCCUGUUAGGGCGGUGCCCUAACAUGCUGCCCACACGCCGUCCAAGUGUUGAUCUAGCGCCAACUCCCAACACGAUUGGAGGUUUACUCAGCCAGUCAACUGAGCCAGAAGUCCAGCCGACACCCCAGCCACGCAAGGCCACUACCUAAUUGGUCGAAUUUCAGUCCGACCUUGAGCAUUUCCAUAUGUCCUUUUUGUUUCACAAUAUAUUAAAUGUGGUAGAUUCACAAGGAAAUUCCUGUAACGGAAGAUCCACCCACGCCGAGUUCCGCAAAAAUUUACAUCAGUAAGGAAACUACCGAAUUUAAAAGAAGGCCUACAUAGUUGGGUUUGCAAGUUAAUAUUUACUAACAACAUUAAUCAAUUCUCACUGAAAACGAACAUUUAAAAAGUGCCUAUAUUAUAAACAAAUUACGUACAAGGAUGCAUGAAAUAAAGGGCGCCUAAUAAUUUUCCGUUUAGUGAAGCAAACAUCUGUCAAACAAUUUUUUACUGAGUUUUUUUAUAUGACAUGCCGCAAAAUUGCAGAGCAGAAUUUUUAAAGCUGAAUUCGCCCCUCUUAUCUUAAAAACAAUGCAUAUUCGCAUACCUGACUUCAUCUAACUUUUAUGAACGCAACAUUCAUUUUUCCAUUUUCCAAAGGGAUUUAUCUCUAACUACUCUUGUUUAUCUUAAUCAUCGUCUACAGAACAGUGCGCAUAAACAUGGAGUUUUUAACAGUGGAAGUGGGUAACACAGGAAAUCUCCUGCAUGCCGAGGAAAGCCGUAUUUCGCCCAAAUCUGGCGUUUUUCUUUUAUAAAAGAAGAACCGUCGGGAGGGCGUGUGACAGGUCUAUAACGGUUUCCAGUGUUGAUGACGGAGUGAAAACACCCAGAGGUCUUAGCGCACGGGGCAGCCCGCUCGUCAAGUAUGCUUUUUCAAAACAGCGUCAAAGUUUAAAAUGAAUUAAAGAGAGAGAGGAGGCCUGCGUGUGCCGGGAGUCGAACCCGGAUCGACUGCUUGGAAGGCAGCCAUGCUAACCGCUACACCACACACGCUUACGGCGCGGGCCAUGACAGACCAGACCUCUAGCAAUACGCCACCCAAUCGUUGGAAGGAAAUAUGCCCCCUGGGUGCGUGACGCGCUGCGUUCACGGGCUGGACAUGUACUUUUAGCCAGCAUGCUAUUUGGAAACUCUGAAGGCAUGCGCAGUGUGGCAGAUUAGGCUUUUUGCUGAACUCGAAAAUCCGCGAGGCUCGCAUGAGUAAGGUUGAAAAUUCUACCGGAAUGUUUCAAUUAAGGUCGAAAAUCCCACUGACCAAUACGGAAGGCUAUGUUCCGCACACCCCACAUGUAAUUGUCGGCAAGAUCCUAUUUCGUAGCCGUACGUGUUAGUGGUCGGGGUUUUGGGAUUAGGGUUUGGGGGUAGGGAUUGGGUUCAGUGUUAGGGGUAGGGGUUGGGGACUGGGGUCAGGGGUUAGGGUUAGGGGUUAGGUUGGGGCUUGUAGGUACGGCUACGAAAUAAGAUCCGACCAAACUUUUUAGAAAGAGGAAAGCUCAUUUAAAAAAAACGUCCCGCGCGAAGAGCAGUGAGGCAGCAUAAAAUGAUCGAAAAAAUGGUGGAUGCAGUGUGCACGUCUGUCAGUAAGACAGGAGUGUUAAAACGCCGGUGAAUUUGUUAAACAACAGUCGGAAUUCUCUUACCUCGCUAAUGUACUUAAUCCUUGCUAAAUUUUCGUGUUGAUAAGAGGCCAGCAUUUCAUGGUACAUCCGAAAAUUGCGCUGAAAAAAUAAUCGCACUGCUUGUAGCAAAUGACUGCAGACGCCAUCCCUUUCCUUCUUCUGUUUUACGGUUUAUCGCAAGUGACUGGUAUGUUGUCGGGAUCAGUAGUAAAUAAUCUGGGGAGCAUGUCCUACGGGAAUACUAGUCGUAGGGGUUAUACGGUCUUGGAAGCAGGUGGAGGUAUUCCGAGAAAGUGAAAUGGAUAAAAAUUAGGCGAGGUAUGCCUCUGCACCAUAUGGUUAGCUUACUAGAACAACCUACAGGUACAAGGAUUUUCAGUAAGGAUUAAGUAUAUGCGCGGAGUAAGAAAGAACGAUGGACAGCUGCCUACUGUAUUUUACAACGAAUGUGUUGUCCUGAAAAGUUCUUGGCCAGCCCUUCGUCGGUGGGAUGACAUCCGCUGACUUGUACCGUCUUGAGCAGCCGGUACUGCGGUAUUUUCUACAUUGGUUUAUUGUUCUACACACUCGUAGUCAAUUAUUUAGUUAGAGGAAGGGUUAGUUUAAAAAAAGACACGGCUCAGAGAGCAACCACAUGGUAAGAAUGCCUAAAAUAAUGGCAGAUGGAACGCAUACGUCUGUCAGUGAAGCAGGAUUGUUAAAAAUCUGGCAUAUUUGUUGAACGACAGUUAAUAUUUUCCAACCUCACGCAUAUAAUUAAUCCUUGCCGAAUUUUCUGUGUUGAUCAUGGGCCACUCUGUCAUGCUAGGUCUGACGAUUGUGUAGAAAAAUCCACUGGACUGCUUGUAACAAAUGACUUCUGACCUCAUUAUUUUUCAUCUUCCGUUUCACAGUCUCUUGCAAGGGGGUGGUGUGUAGUCAGGAUGAACGGCAGAUAACCUGGGGAGCAUGUUCUAUGGGAAUGAUGGUUAUAGGGGUUAUACGGGUUAGGGAGGCAAAAGUAUUUCAAGAAAGUGAAAUAAAAAAAUUAAAUUCGCAUGCUGAACCUCCAAACAUACUUGGAAUUUAGGUGAUAGAAAAGUUCGUGACUUCAAAAAAAUAGAGAAAUACGGUAGUCAGUGAGUUUCAGGCAACUGAAUAAACCGGCGCUUGCCGACUAACGUAAUGUCAGGUUCCGGGGGAAUCCGCAACCAAUGGUAAUGGGCAGCAGACAGUGAUCGUUAGUUGCAGAUGACGCAGGGCCUUGCGAGUGACACAAAGCACACCGAUUCGCAAGAAGAUGCACAAAUGCACAACAAGGAACAGGAAGAAAGUCAAGGAAUGUGAGUGAGCUCGAGAUGAAAAGGAAAAAAGGAGAUAUCAAGUCUAAUAAUAUAAAGAGGAACGACGUGGAUGUAGGUGCAUAGUUGUUUGUGUUAGAAUAAAGUCACCUUACGUAAGGACGAUCGUAGUGGGAAGACAAAUGGAGAAGUACUGUGGACCACCUUGUCUGUGUAGGUGCAUUCCUCCACUUAUAUUUUGAAGUAUCCAGAAAAAGCUUCUUUAGCAACGAACACGCGUGGGCGACGGCCACUGCAUGCCUAAUGAGCUGGGUUCGGAGGCUAUACUUUAGGAAAAUAAUAUUUUAUAAUGAAGCAUACCUGUGCAUUGUCUACCGCACUCCUUUCUUCAUCACCCAUUUAACCCUGAUACCUUACUUUUAAUAUUAUCACCAGCAUCAAGGGCUAAUUUGUUUUGACACAGAAAACACUUUUAUAGCGGAGAGCAAAGCCGACUUUCUCGGACUCCAGUCAUUUGACAGCCCUCUACCAGUGACCUUCCUAUGAAUUAACUUCCCUGACCUUCAAAUCCACAUUGUGUAUGUGGGAAUUUUUGGGUGAAUAUGAUGUACAAGCGCAAUUGAAAUGCAUUCCCAAUCAAAAAACCCAAAGUCAUUCGAGAAUAUGCAUGUUCUUCGCUUUGGAAACACGGUUGACCUCAAAUUGUAUGACCAUAAGAAUGCUUUUAGUGGUAAAGUAUAUUUCGGUUGGUUCGCAGUGGGCUACUUCAUCGUCACCGGUUUCAAAGUCACAAUUUAUAGUUAAUGUCAUCCCUUGCGGUUUCGAAUAUUGCCGACCGUGGCACUAAAGCGAAGCAUGUCUUAGAGCAGGCGGCCAACAACUUAUGGAACACCUGGCAGAUUUCUUCCACUUGCCAAAGACCGGUUCCUCUGGACUUUGAGGGCAUCCCAAUCGUCCAUCUCUACAAGCGGAGACGGAACCGCAAACUAUGCAACAGCCUCAGAGGUAGUACCCUCAUCAACGCCGCCGGGAAGAUCAUCGCUCGCAUUCUUCUCAACCGUCCUGAUAGCCCCUUGGAACAGGGACGUCUGUCGAAAAGUCAGUACGGUUUCCGUCGUCAUUGUGGUCUUACUGACAUGAUUUUCGCUGUCCGUCAACUGCAGGAGAAACAUCCGGAGAUGCAGAUCCAGAAACUGCCAAAGAUUUCCCUCUGUGUCGAAUGUCAGCCCUUGCGACUUUGA
This is a messenger RNA of Spirometra erinaceieuropaei, 9271 nucleotides long. The record is from the annotation of a GenBank genome assembly. Lineage: Eukaryota; Metazoa; Platyhelminthes; Cestoda; Diphyllobothriidea; Diphyllobothriidae.